AUGGGGGAGACACAGUCGUUUUGUUUCAGGAGAAAGCGCGAGUCUCCGGUCGAUGUGCUAGACUGGGUGAGAGAUGCGGCUAAGAGACCUUGUAGUCUCUCCACUGUAACCAUGCGGCCGGAUCAAACGAAGAGCAAUUGUCAUGUAGUCGAAGAGCCGCCGUUUUCUCUCGCGCUUCAGUUUCGGGAGGCGAUGUAUGCUAAGUUGUUUUAUCCUUCGAGAAUCGAUGACACUGUUUCUCAGGUAUUAAUUGCCUACUUCAGUUUCUCUUUUGAUUUUCCCCAGCCUUUAUUUAUCCUCGCGGGGUAUCUUCUGUGGGUCAUACUCAGGUAUUGUCGAUUAUUGUAUUUGGUGAAGUUGUACUGCGGUCACUUCAUUCAGUUGCUCUCUCUGAGUGCAGAGCAUUAGAAUCCGGUGGGGGCAUGGGACAAGAAGGAAAAAAGAUCGUGGAUAAAGUAUUUAUAUUCAGCCUAGUAUGGUAUUGGUGACGAGGAAGAGGAUUUCGUGUUUUUGAUUAGUCUCAGUUUUCAAUUCUUUCUCGGCUAAAUGUAGAAGCGCUUGUGGUACCUUUGAUCACUUGGGCUUUGCAUGAGUGUCACUUUCUUUUCUUUUUUUUUUUGGGGGGGGGGGGGAUGUUUCUUUGGAUUCUUGCUGAUGAGCCCAUAAAAACAAAAGUUUUGGUCAAUUUAGAGCUUGAUGUGGGUUUCAUUUUCUGACAUCAUUCACUCUUUUGCACUCAGUUAAGGCAUUGUAAUAACUGUUUAGUUUGAUUCUAAAAGAUGAGUUUUUGGUGCACCAUGGGUUUUUUCAAGGGUACCAAAGGCGAUUGAUACCUAAAUCCAAGCAUUUAUGUAUCAUCAUUGUUAAUUAUGGGCAUCAUGGAUGAGAUGGAAAGAAUUAUCAAAGGCCUUGAUUAGUCCACAACCUUGUUGGUUUUCAUCAGGUUGUGCUUAAGCUUCCAGAUUUGAGAGGUCGUGCACUCAAAUUCAUGUUUGUGGUUGAAUAAGUGAAGCAAAGCUGGUUGUACUCGAGUCCAACUUUGGUUUUCUUCGUGGGUUAUAAGGAAUUUUUUUUUUUAAUAACUCGAUAUUACUCAGUCAAUUAUAUGUUGGACCUCCACAGAAACAUUCAGCCAUUAAUUUUCCUGUGCAUUAUUUGGUUUUUGGUUUGCUAUUCUUUUCUCUUCUACUCCAUGAAAAAUUACCAUUGCUUUGAAUCUUGAAAUCCUAUUUCGGAAUAUAUUUAUAUUUAAAUGUAUUUUUCUCUGGAUUACUCCGUCUUCCGAUUCUCCCUUGGUUUCUCCACACUCAUGAUGCUCGCUGACCGACCCUUGACUAUUCCAUCCUAAAGUUGGAAUAAACCUUAAUUCAGUCUACUAUUCAAUAUUAUCUUUUAUUUCUGAGAUUUCUUUGCUUCGUGUUGUGCGUCUGCAAAUUAAAAAAACGGAUUCUAUCGAAAUUGUUCUUAGCCAAUAUGAUUCAUUGUCAGCAUUGCCGUAAAGACUCUGAUCUGAUGGCCAAGUCUCAGUGAGCAUUAUUUGUGAUUUUAAAACCUUGAAAUGCAUGAAACACGAUAAGAUGAAUUGAAGUUUAUUUUUGCUGACCCUUUUCCAGUUCUGAAGAGAUGUCAUGCCGUUGCUUCUGAACCAUUGACCUUGUAUAAUUUUUUAUGUCGUCAUUAAUUCUCCAUUUAGAUGGAUUAUUAACUAUAGUAUUGAUCUUAUGUGCCCAUUAUCAUCCUGAUCCCAUUUAGAGUCUCAAUUGUUUCUAGUGGGAGACAUACGGAUUCUCAUUCCUUUCCCUUUUAUGGGCGAGAAGUUCUUUCUUCGUGUCUCCAUGUAUGGAUCAUAAUGGGUAUAAAAAACACAAAUUUUAUUUCUUGCAGAAAAGACAGAAGAUGAAUCCAUCCAUGUAUGAUGAUGACCCUGAAAUUAGUUCUCGAACCAGUGGGAACCUAAGAUGCAGCAAGAGAAUACUUUCUGAGGAAGAAACCACUCUGGCCUCUUGUUCUGAAGGAUUCAUAGAUCCUGAUGACGGCCCAGAGAAGGAUUUGAUGGAAUACGGAUCAAAGGGCACUGAUGACAACCAGCGUCAUUCCAGGCUCCGUGCUUUGUCUCGCAUAGCCGGUAUUCGUUCAGCAAAGGAUCGGAAACACAUCCGUAUUGGCCCUGAAUACCAGGUCCAAAUUCCAGAGUGGAGCAGCCGGGCUUCUUCAAACUCGGACGAUCCCAAUGCCGAGAAAUUCCUGGGCAAACGACUAUGGCCGCCUGGAAGACCAGAGCAGAAGUCAACCCCCGUAAGGGAUCCUCUCGGGCAAGGAGGUCUGGGCACAUGCUGCUGCGCACGCCGUGGCUGCAUGGAGUGCGCCCGGUUUCAUGUAGCAGAGAAGAGAAUCCAUUUGAAGCGUGAGCUGGGCUCGGCUUUCUAUGGCUUGGGCUUCGAUCACAUGGGUGAGGAGGUUUCCCUCGCGUGGACAGCGGAAGAGGAAGAGGAGUUCAUGGCUGUGGCUCGCCUGAGCCCGCCAUCCCCCAAGAUGGACUUCUGGGACCGGCUCUUUCUGUGCUUCGCUUCCAAAACCAGGCAAGUCCUGGUGAGCUAUUACUUCAACGUCUUCAUCCUGCGACGGAGCCGUUACCAGAACAGGCGACCACCGAAGGGGGCAGCAGUGAUGACGACGACGACGGCAGCAGCAGCACGGGGCUUGGCCUGA
Molecule: messenger RNA, 2709 nt
Organism: Spirodela intermedia
Lineage: Eukaryota; Viridiplantae; Streptophyta; Magnoliopsida; Alismatales; Araceae
Source: the annotation of a GenBank genome assembly